This is a messenger RNA of Carassius auratus (goldfish), 3049 nucleotides long. RefSeq names its product MAGUK p55 subfamily member 6-like. The record is from RefSeq and is a predicted model, not a curated record. The transcript has 14 exons. Gene Ontology annotation, molecular function: protein binding. Bases 257 to 2008 code for a protein of 583 amino acids. NCBI's taxonomy places the organism in Eukaryota, Metazoa, Chordata, Actinopteri, Cypriniformes, Cyprinidae.
GGCGGGUCCGACCGUCUUUGACUGAGCACUAGAGAGGAUAAGUGUCUUGUUCUGUCUGCUUGGGAAAUUCAUGGGGCUUUAAAUUUGUCACCGGGACACAGGUCCACCCAGGGGGGUCAGUGAGGUUUUCUGUCUUCAUAAGCUCCAGAUAAGAAGAGGCUGAGCAGAAGUUCUGUGAACUGCUCUGAAAUUAAUUUUGCAGUUUUUAAUGGAAAUGGAGGAGUAGCACAGAAUGAUGGAGUGAAUAAACAUUCUGAUGUGGACCUGCUUCUUCCUGUCCCCAGGUGCAUGGUUCUCAUUGCUAUUGAAGACAAAAUUUGUCUUAGCCGUGAACUUGCCCUGCAAUAUAGGAAUAAUGACCGUUGCCAAUGCCAAGUCUGGCACAGCCAUGCAGCAGGUGCUGGAUAACCUCAAGGAGCUGCCGCCUUCAACAGGAGCCAAAGACAUCGACCUCAUCUUCCUCCGUGGCAUUAUGGAGAGUCCCAUAGUUCAGUCCCUUGCUAAGGCUCACGAACGAUUGGAGGAUGUUAAGCUGGAGGCGGUGCAAAGUAAUAACGUGGAGCUAGUGAGUGAGAUCCUGUCUGACAUGAGCAGUCUGACCACUCAUGAUGAAAGUGCAGCAGAACUCUAUAAGAUCCUGAAGGAACCACACUUCCAGUCCCUGUUAGAAGCUCACGACAAGGUGGCCUCGAAGUCCUAUGAAGCUCCUCCCACCAGCACCAAUUCCACCAGCAUGACCAGCUCAUCCCUCAUGCCGGCUGACACGGUUCGCAUGAUCAGCAUCCAGAAGAAGGUCGGAGAGCCUCUGGGUGUAACAUUCCGGGUGGAGGAUGGCGACCUGGUCAUCGCCCGUGUUCUGCACGGCAGCAUGAUUGACAGGCAAGGCAUGCUGCAUGCAGGUGACGUCAUCCGAGAGGUGAACGGCCGAGAGGUGGGCAAAGACCCCAUGGCAUUACAGCACAUGCUGAGGGACUGCAAUGGAAGCAUCACACUCAAAAUCCUGCCCAGCUACAGGGACACACCUCCGCCCGCACAGGUGUAUCUGAAGCCACAUUUCAACUACAAUCCUGACACGGAUAAUCUGAUCCCUUGUAAAGAGGCUGGAUUGGCUUUCUCUAAAGGAGACAUUCUGCACAUAGUGAACAAGGAGGACCCCAACUGGUGGCAAGCAUGUAAUAUUAAUGGAGGCCGCACUGGUUUGAUCCCCAGUCAGUUUCUGGAGGAAAAGAGGAAGGCAUUUGUGAGGAGAGACCUGGAUGGAUCAGGAAUCCUCUGCGGGACAUUAACUGGAAAAAAGAAGAAAAAGAAAAUGAUGUACUUGACAGCAAAAAAUGCAGAAUUUGACCGCCAUGAAUUACAGAUCUAUGAGGAAGUGGCAAAGAUGCCUCCGUUCCAGAGAAAAACUCUUGUGCUGAUUGGUGCACAAGGAGUGGGUCGCCGAAGCCUCAAGAACCGUCUGAUUGUGUUAAACCCGUUGCAAUAUGGAACCACUGUCCCUUUCACUUCUCGGCAUCCACGCGAUGAUGAAAAGGACGGCCAGUCGUACCGUUUUGUGUCCCGGGAGGAGAUGGAGACGGACAUCAAGGCAAGUCGCUACCUUGAGCAUGGAGAAUACGAUGGCAAUCUAUAUGGAACCAAAAUCGACUCGAUCCAUGAAGUCGUUCACACAGGACGGACUUGCAUACUGGACAUCAACCCACAGGCGCUAAAGGUACUGAAGACAUCAGAGUUUAUGCCAUUCGUGGUUUUCAUCGCUGCCCCAGAGCUCGAUACACUACGGGACAUGCACAAAGCUGUGGUGGAUGCUGGGAUCACAACCAAACUACUGACGGAAACAGACCUAAAGAAAACAGUGGACGAAAGUGCCAGGAUCAAGCGGGCGUACAAUCACUACUUUGAUCUGACUAUAGUUAAUGACAAUCUGGACAAGGCCUUUGAGAAACUGCAGGCAGCUGUGGAGCAGCUGAGCACACAACCUCAGUGGGUCCCUGUCAACUGGGUUUACUGAGACGUACAGCGGUCCAAACACCCCUUCAUCAUCAUCAUCGUCAUCAUCAUCGUCAUCAUCAUCUGAGGCACAGAACACAAGUUCACACUGAACGGACCCAGCAGUCACUAUGCAAAUGUACACUAGCCAUCCAGUCACGACAGACAUAAGGGAAGUGUACUUAUUUAUUAACAUUAUUUUAUUUUCUACUGACUAAACUUAAAAGCAAAUAGGAUUUUUUUUGAAUGGCUUGUCAUUUAAAAUAGUGAUUUUUAACAAUUUUCCAAAUAAGUAUAAGCUGCAUUACAGUAUUUAAAGCAGAGGGCUGUUUUCUUGCUGUAAUUUUAGUGUUACAAACGUUGGUUUACAGUGCAGGCUUCAUCUCACAUUUCUUCAUCUGUCAUACAGUUCAGUCACUACAGUGUCAAGCAGCUUUAGUUUAUUCAGCUUAAAACUUAAGAUCUUAUGAGUGUGAUUCUAUUCUAAGUGUUAUCCUUUCAUGUCAGUUCAAUUCAAGGAAGCCAAAUUUAACUUUUACAAAAUCACAAUAGCACUUUAUUUUACAGUCCUGUUAUGUAUGUACUAUAGUAACUAGGUACUAAUCCUGAACCUAUACUUCAGUUGUGAUGUGAACGCUUGAAGGGGUCAUUCACUAAAAAAAUGAUUUACUCCCCCUCAUGUAGUUCCAGACCUGUCUGAAUUCCUUUCCACUGAUAUUUUGAGAAUGUGGGUAACUAACCAAACAGUUGAAUGGUUACCUACAUAGUAUGGAAAGAUACUAUGAAAGUCAAAGGGGACCAGAAACCAUUUGGUCACCCACAUUCUUUAAAAUGUCAUCUUUUGUGUUUAGCUGAAGAAAGAAAUGCAUUCAGGCUUGGAACAACUUUAGGGUGAGUGAAUGAUAACUUAAUUGUAACUUUUGUGAACUCCUGCUUAAUUGCGUCAUCCCAUCCUUGUGAUCCUGGUGUGUUUUUCUACUUUACUACAUUUCUACUGAAAUGAUGGGCCGGUUCAGUGUUUCCACCUUGUGGACAAACAGAUUUGUGUGAGGAAAAAAAAAAA